Messenger RNA from Soboliphyme baturini, 1503 nucleotides. NCBI's taxonomy places the organism in Eukaryota, Metazoa, Nematoda, Enoplea, Dioctophymatida, Soboliphymatidae. The record is from the annotation of a GenBank genome assembly.
UGCCAGAAGCUUAACAUAAUUCAUUAUGACUCGUUAUCAUCGAUAUAUUGUAAUUAUCAGCCUGUACUCUGUGUUGUGUGUAAAAUUAAUAGGUGUAUUCAGCGCCUUUGUAGCUAUCACGUGGCGUAUAUGUUCGAAAAUUCGCGUCACUUCUCAUAUCUGUCAGAUUUGGAAAGGGAGAUGACGUUUAGAACCGAAAUGGGAUUCUAUUAUUCGUUUUUCAAAACCAUGAACAAGGCACCUACGUUUUUGGCAGGACUGUUCCAAAUCCUGCACGACAACCAAACGGAAUUCGGCCACACGAUCAAUGACUUGAAACGGUUUAACGUCUACCCCGAAGUCAUGCUAUCGGCUAUGUACCGGAUUUUCCAACAAGUUACGAAGAAACUUGGCAUCGAAACCGAGACUUGCUGGACAACGGUUAGAGGUGAAGGCGCUGCACCGGUUCUUAGUUGCGAGGGCAUUGGCAACCCGUUUUACUUUUAUGUGAACUUUGUUUUUGUUCUUGCCGGAUCUGAAGCAUCAGCUCUUUUUCUGUACGGACUUCUGCUGAGUGAUUCGAUAUUGGGCGGAAUUUUGACAGUAGCCACUUUUUUCUUCAAUCACAGCGACGCAACGCGUAUUCAGUGGACACCAACGUUGAGGGAAAGCUUCGGUUAUCCUUUGUUUCUGUGGCAGAUGUUGCUAAUUUCAUAUAUUUUGAAUCUGUUGGCAGCUCAAGUAGGUACUUUACUACUGUCGUUUUUUCAAGCACACAUCUUCGACAUUCUGAAGUCGAAGUUCACAAAUUUCAGCACGUUCCAUACUAGAUUGUACACCUGUGCGGCAGAAUUUGACUUCCUCGAAUAUAAGACCCUAGUAGAUCUAAGUCAAAGUCUUUUGAUUCCAUUGAAUUUUUUGAACAAAAAGCUAUUUUUCUUCUACGAGGUAUGCUUUUAUUUUGAGGAGUUUAGCGAAGGUUUAAACGUGAGGCAGCGUUACAUUUAUUCGUUUUGUGUGUUAGUCCUUUCGCUGAUGGCCAUUAAAGGUCGGCAGAACCUUCAGAAUCAGUGGAGCAUUUCAGGCGAAUAUUCGAACUUUCCGCUGGAGCGACUCUUCCAAUGGAUCGUGAUGAAUACAAAAGCUGAUGAUGUGUUUGCCGGUAGCAUGCCUUUAAUGGCGAACCUGAAGCUGUCAACCGAAAGACCGAUCGUUAUCCAUCCUCAUUACGAAGAUGCGGAGCUGAGGGAUCGAGUGAUGAAGGUGUAUUCGGUGUUUAGUCGAAAGCCAUUGAAUGAAGUCUACCGACUUCUAAAAGAUCUCAAGGUGAAUUACGUCAUAUUCGAAUCUGUGUGGUGUAAGAAGAGUGCAAGGCCGGGCUGCACGAUGCCGGAAUUGUUUGACCUUCACGAUGUGAGAAACGCUGGUGGGAUACCGUCAUGUGAUUUACUGAUGAGCGACAACACCGAUCCGUUUAAACUAGUUUAUGAAACCGACGUUUAUAGGGUUUUUAAAAUCGCCUAA